Teleopsis dalmanni is the source of this 1413-nucleotide messenger RNA. RefSeq names its product coiled-coil domain-containing protein 63 (gene Ccdc114). The transcript is spliced from 9 exons. The record is from RefSeq and is a predicted model, not a curated record. NCBI's taxonomy places the organism in Eukaryota, Metazoa, Arthropoda, Insecta, Diptera, Diopsidae. The coding region runs from base 1 to 1413 and encodes 470 amino acids.
AUGAGCGAUCAGGCAGAGUUGGAACAAUUAGCUGAAGCGGAGUUGCAGCGUUUGCAACGACAGUUGCGUUCACUUCAAUUGAGUAUGAGACAUUUUUUGGAGUGUAAGGAAAAGCUUCUUAAAAAACAAAAUCACAGGAUAAGUCUGCUGCAACAGGAGCACAAUGAGAUCAAGAAUGAAAUCAAUACAAUGGAAAGUGGCACACACGCUAGAAGGAAUGUCUAUAAAGAGAAAGAGCUUUGUCUCAUGCAACAUCAGAACGAAGAUUUACUGCAGCUGCUGAAGAGCGAACGUACAAGCUUAUGGGAAUUGGAUAGCCAUAUAAAGAAAAUCGAAAAGGAAAUGCACGCUUUGCGUAAGAAUGAGGUUACUGACAGCUGUUAUAAGGAUACAAUACAUAAGGUGAAGAAAAGUGUGGUUAAGCUAGAGAAUCGUUUAGAUGUUGUUAAUAAAAAGUGCAGCGACGUUCUAACUGAGAAUAGUAAACUUCGUGAAGCUAUUAAUCAUAUGCUACAAGAUCGCGCUAGUUUCAAUGAAAUGUGGCAGUCUAUGGUUACACAAUACAAUGAUGGUAAAAAGUAUAUAUUAGACUUGAUUGAUCAGUCGACCUUGGCAUUUGAUCAGCGUGAGGAAUUGUGCAAUAAAUUGCAGGUGUUAAAGGAUCGUAACGAAAAUGAUAAGCUAAUGCAUAUACAGGAAAUGCGAGAAAUGCAAAGACGUCUGGAACAUGACGCAAAAUUACAAAAAUUUUUUGAUAUUAAAGGGCAAAAACGCUUGAACCCGGAAUUAGAACAGCGAGAACUUGACAAAAAAUUAGCUCAGAAGGAAAACUUUGAAAAGCAAUUAAUAAAAUAUAAAGAAAUUGUUGAAAAUAUGAAGACUUUAUAUGAGGAAGAAAAUACUGAAAAACUAGCUACUCAAUUUAAACGACAAGAAGAUGAAAAUUUUGCCUUAUUCAAUUACGUAAAUGAGUUAAGCCAUGAAGUAGAAGUGCUGCAUACUGCAACUCAAAAUCUAUCGGAUGAGAUCGAAUUGCAAAAAGUUGAUCAGGCUCAAAAAGAAUUUAAGCAAAAAACGGAGGCUAUAGAUUAUUUGAAUACCGAAUUGGAACGAGUAGAAUCUUUAAGUAAUGAAGCAAAGGAACAAAAAUCUGAGAUCAAUGAACGUUUGCAGAAUAUGCUUUCUGGAAUCGAGGAAAUAUUUAAACUUUUAUCGUGUGAUGACGCACCAAUUUUGAAUGUGUUAAGCUCGAAGGCCUUUCUGACGGUACACAAUGUUAAACUUUUUAUUGGAGUUAUUGAAAGGCGAGUUAAUGUUAUUGUUAAUAACAUAAAUAUUGAAGACUCAUCAAAAAUUUUGUGCAAAAAGGAUCGUAUACCAAAAUUUAAUAUUAAAGAAACAACGAAGAAAUAA